Molecule: messenger RNA, 706 nt
Organism: Anoplopoma fimbria (sablefish)
Lineage: Eukaryota; Metazoa; Chordata; Actinopteri; Perciformes; Anoplopomatidae
Gene: c24h5orf24
Product: chromosome 24 C5orf24 homolog
Exons: 2
Coding region: 92-706 (204 amino acids)
Source: RefSeq, a predicted model, not a curated record
GUGAAAAAUGGAUCUACUCACGCUUUAAGGGAUGAAAGAUCAUUUUUCUCUUUAACCAUUUCUGCACCGAGAUCUGCAAACAAUCGAGAAGAUGAUGCGCCAGGUGACAAGCAGCGACUUCUGCAUGAACAGCAGGCCGUCGUGCCUGGCGGAGGACGGCCACCACCCGGCCUCCCACUUUGACCUUUGCACCCAGGCCAACAAGUUCUACCCUCCUCCGCCUCCGUCCGCCCUCCAGAUGACGCUGGCUCCCAUGGUCUUACCCGCCCAGAGCCACAAGUCCAUGUUGUGCCAGAGACCGGAGGUGCUCGCUGGCUCGCCUGGGAAAAUCCCCGACAUCAAGAGCGGCGAUCAGGCGCCCGACGACGGCAAGAAGAAGAGCAAGGCCGGCGGGAAGUCGGGCCGACGCGGGAGGCCUCUGGGGACCACCAAGCUGGCCGGGUACAGGACCAGCACGGGGCGGCCGCUCGGCACCACCAGAGCUGCAGGGUUCAAGACGAGCCCGGGGAGGCCGCUGGGUACGACCAGAGCGGCGGGAUACAAGGUCAGCCCGGGACGGCCCCCCGGCAGCAUCAAGGGCCUCUCUCGCCUCAACAAACUGGCUUACGGUAGCACCUGCAGCGGAGCGGCUUUCCCAUACCCGCUGCCGCACAAGGAGAUCCUCUGUGAACCUUCCUGCAACAAAGAGAAGACAGCUAAUGAGUGA